Molecule: messenger RNA, 2471 nt
Organism: Lampris incognitus (smalleye Pacific opah)
Lineage: Eukaryota; Metazoa; Chordata; Actinopteri; Lampriformes; Lampridae
Gene: casq2
Product: calsequestrin 2
Exons: 11
Coding region: 261-1520 (419 amino acids)
Biological process (GO): regulation of cardiac muscle contraction by regulation of the release of sequestered calcium ion
Cellular component (GO): sarcoplasmic reticulum lumen
Molecular function (GO): calcium ion binding
Source: RefSeq, a predicted model, not a curated record
ACUGUCACAGGCCCUGACACUGCUCCUCUUUUCCCCUUUGUCUCUGCCGGAGAGACAGGGGAGACAGGGUUUCUGGCUCCACCAUUUUGGAAGUUGGACUACGGGCGACUAAGUGGACGUCCCUCUUAAGGAACAGCGUUCGUCUGACAGCCUGCUGCGCCGUCACUUCCUUUCACUUUUACUCGUGACCUUGCCGGCGGUACGGCUGUGUGCACUGCGAAAUCAACCGUAUACUCCUCUGACUUGCCGGGGUGUGGACCAUGCGCUCCCUGUGGUUGUUCCUGUUCCCUUGCCUGAGCUUCCUGCCGCUGAGCCCUGCUGAGAAAGGCCUGGAGUUCCCCCAGUACGACGGAAAGGACCGCGUUGUGGACAUCAAUGACAAGAACUACAAGAAGGUCCUGAAGAAGCACAGCAUGCUGUGCCUUCUUUACCACGAGCCCAUACCAGAGGGCAAGGAGCUGCAAAAAAAACACCAGAUGACCGAGCUGGUGCUGGAGCUGGCGGCCCAGGUCAUGGAGGAAAAAGGCAUCGGAUUCGGAAUGGUGGACUCCAACAGAGAUGCCAAGGUGGCCAGGAAACUGGGCCUGGAGGAGGAAGGCAGCGUGUACGUAUUCAAGGCUGAUCGAGUGAUCGAGUUUGAUGGCCUGCUCGCUGCCGGCACCCUGGUGGAGUUCUUGCUGGAUCUGUUGGAGGAGCCGGUGGAGAUGAUAGGAAACCCGCUGGAGCUCAGAGCCUUUGAUAGGAUGGAUGAGGACAUCCGCCUUGUUGGCUACUUCAAGAGCGAAGACUCUGAGCACUUUCAUGCGUUUCAGGAGGCAGCUGAACAUUUUCAGCCCUACAUUAAAUUCUUUGCCACGUUUGAAAAAUCGGUGGCCAAAGAGCUCACGCUGAAGAUGAACGAGGUGGACUUCUACGAGCCCUUCAUGGAGGAGCCUGUCACCAUCCCAGGCAAGCCGCUCUCUGAGGAGAAACUGGUGGAAUUUAUAAACAAGCACAGACGACCAACGCUGAGGAAGCUUCGUGCAGAGGACAUGUUUGAAACGUGGGAGGAUGAUAUCGAAGGGAUCCACAUUGUGGCUUUUGCAGAAGAGGAGGACCCGGACGGUUUUGAGUUCUUGGAGAUCCUAAAGGAGGUGGCCAGAGACAACACCCAUCUUCCAGACCUCAGCAUCGUCUGGAUUGACCCGGAUGAUUUCCCCCUGUUGAUCCCAUACUGGGAGAAGACCUUCAAGGUGGACUUGUUCAGACCCCAGAUUGGAGUUGUCAAUGUGACAGAUGCUGACAGUGUGUGGAUGGAGAUGGAUGAUGAGGAGGACCUGCCCACUGCCCAGGAGCUGGAGGACUGGAUAGAAGAUGUCCUCUCUGGCAAAGUCAACACAGAAGAUGAUGAUGAUGAUGACGACGACGACGAUGAUGAUGACGACGACGACGACGACGACGACGAUAAUGAGGAUGACGAUGACGAUGAUGAAGAGGAAGAUGAUGACGAAGAUGGUGAUGAUGACGACGACGAUGACUAAUUCAUCGACUGUGAAUUGACCGUUUGCAAAAUAAAGCUUGGCAGUGAUACUCCAAUGAGCAUUUAACAGUCGUCCGCCUCCUCCGACAUACGACGCUGCUGCGAUACCCGGAAAAGACCGACACUUUUGAUGCAACAAUUGAUCGAUAAUACUAGAUUAGUAAAAAUACAUAGCUAUGAUAAAGGAACAGGUGUUGUUGGGGAAACUGUAAAACAGAUUCUUGCCGUCCUGAGUGACUGGAGGGCAGUGUGUUGUUCUGUCCCUCCCCACACCCAAAUCUGACCUUCGAAAGUGUCUCCUAUGGAUUAAGCUUUGUGGAAGACCACACUUCCAGUUAACGAGGAGCCCAUCAACAGGCACGCUUGCAUCUGCUAAAAGGUAAGUUGGCCGCAGUCAGCUUAGCUUGUUUACCAUGCUGAUUUGACACCCACGUUAUAGUAGCAGAGCUCACUUUGGAAGUCUGUCGGACACAAAGGCAGGCAGGACUUGGACACAUUUUGCAAACGGUCAAUCGUGAAUCUGCGUCACCAAUAAAUCUCUUCGCUCUUUGAGUUCAGGCUGAAGAAACCGGAUCUGGACUUGUGCACAUCUUUGAAUGAACUCAAGUCAACCUGCUGUGUCACCCGCACCAUAGCGAACCCAUGUAACUCUUGACUGUAAAUGACUGUACAGUAAGACAAGGACUGCGGUAAGAAUGAGAGGAAAGGUAUACACCAUGUAGUCAUCUGAAGUUAUAUUUAUAUUAUUGAACUAAUUUCCGUUUUUAUUUUACCUAACACACAAUGAGGGCCUGAGUGACGAUGGCGAGAGAGAACUUGCCCCAACAGCGAGUGGCACUUUGUAUACCGAACUUCAGCUGGUGCACUUGUUAACGUGUUGACCUGAAAAGUGAAUCUGUUCAACCACAUCGGCUGGUUUUGGUGGCCAGUUGCGUUACAAAUAAAGCAAACC